This is a messenger RNA of Perkinsus marinus ATCC 50983, 2177 nucleotides long. RefSeq lists its product as hypothetical. The transcript has 11 exons. The record is from RefSeq and is a predicted model, not a curated record. Bases 22 to 2121 code for a protein of 699 amino acids. Lineage: Eukaryota; Perkinsozoa; Perkinsida; Perkinsidae.
CUAGUUGUAGUAGAUUUGUAUAUGUCAAUUCGGGUAGUCAGGCGUCGUAACACUCGGGAACACUUCGGCGCCUCCCAAACAGUAUUCGAUCAAGACAUCGAUUGUGGGCGUCCCUUCACGUUAGGGUCCGACCCUCGAAAAUGUAGUCUAGUGUUAAAAGGCCUUGCUGGGAAUCACUGUACAAUGUACUUGGAGACAUCUCUAGUCUGGGUGGCCUGUAGUAGUAAAGCCGCUGGGCUUACCUUCUUGGUCACGUCUGACUGUGUGGAUGACCGAGACCGUACGGGGAGGAUCAGUCUAGUGUCGCAUAUGGGUAACAAGGAGAGACCCCUUUACCAGCUCAGGCAGGGGGAUAGGCUCAUCCUCCUCGACGGGCAAGGAGGGGAUUGGGAGAUUACUCUGACCUCACUAGAAGGGGGUCGGAGAAGGUCCUCUGGUGAGAGCUUCAAUUUCGGCGGAGGAACUCAAGCUUACUGCCCGGUUAAGAAGAGGAAGGACGAGGAGGAGGCGGAGGAGUUUGACAUGUACUCUGAGGGAGCUGAUUCCGACCGGACCCUCUUCCCCAACGAGAAUGACAAGAAUCGUGCCAAUGACUUCUCACGAGACUCUCUUCCGCCGGGUCUCGACGAUACGAUGAAGUUCCCCCUUGAAGAGCAAGGUCAAUCGUUAUCACCAGUCGUGCCCCUCCUCCUGACCAGCGGCGAGGUGCACCCCGAGGACAUCUUUGGUGGUAGGGACUCCUUGCCAUCUCUAGCUAGUUUUGGGCAGGGUAGUGUGCCUGCGAUACGCCCAUCGACACCAGGAGCGGAUCCUCGGGCGAGCAUCGGCACAGUGUCUUACUGUCCUGGUACCUCCUAUAAAGAGAACGUUUACCAUGAUAUCGAGCAAGAUUCGGACACGAGGCCAUAUGGUGGGAGAGAAGCCCUGAAGGAAGCCCCUACGCUCUUCUAUGGGGCAGAGUCGGAGUCGGCGCCUCCUACUCCCCUACAGGACAGUGGGAUGGAAGAUGACCUAGUGGAGCUCGACAGGACCCCUCUGAGUUCAUCUCCGAUGAGGUCGCUCACUCCCGAGGCCUCAUAUGGGGCGGCAUCUGUGAUGGCCAAGACUCGCAGGGUUCCACAUCCAGAUGACGAGUUGGUAUGCUCGGGAGUAGACGAGGCUGUCAACCCGACGGACUUCCCUCUCCAUACGAUAAUGGAAGACGCUUUUGGUACUGGCAUGACCAUCAGCAGCUAUAGCGAUGGGGAGCCCUCUGAGGUGCGGAAGCCUCAACCUAAGCCCAAGGCCAAGAGUAAGGCUAAGGCAAAGGGACGGCCUAAGGCUAAGGCCCGAGGGGGGAGGAGGAGCCCCCAAUCUACGGCUAGCAAACGGUCACGGAAGGUGAAGGUCGAAGAUGACAGUGACAUGAGCAGCAUAGAGGCUCCUCAUAGUCCGGUUAGUAAAAACAGGAGGAGAAGGCGCAGUGCAGUCAGUUCGAGUUCGUCACGGCGAAUGAUGAAGGAAGAGGCCAAGAUCGCCAUAUGUUUCAGCACAGAAUGCCGACCCUCACCAUUUGAUGAGAGACGAAUAUCAGCCUGCGGUGGGAGGAUAGUCAACUCGGUGUCGGAUGACGUAGCGAUGUUCGUUGCUGGUCGGCUAAAGCGUACGGCUAAGCUCAUGUGUGCUAUUUGCCGAGGCAUACCAGUGGUGGAUUUCGGGUAUAUUCGACGUUGCUUUGAUCGUGGGGAUAUAACACAGCCUUACGAUGUGGGUGACUGGAUGAAGGACGCGUCAGGGGAGAAGCAUUGGGGCUUCACUCUGAGUGAGUCGAUUAAGCUGGCAAGGGACCGAGGGCCUGUCUUGAAGGGUUAUCAAAUUCACUGCGCCACGAAGAACACGGCGACUAAGGACUUCAGAGAGCUGGUAGCUGCUGCUGGUGGUACGUACCUCAACAGCCUCCCGGCCCGUAUCCCUGAUACGAGCAAGGACUCGCUUCUCGUCAUAGUCGAGAACCGCGAGACCAGAGGAGACCUGCGACUCGUACGGAAGUUGAGGCUUCCACGUGUUUACGUUAAGGAGCUGGUCAUGGCAGCUGCUACCACACAGGAGCUGAACCUCGCUGAGUUCGGUGUGGACUUAUAAUUACUAUGCAGAACUACUACCAUUAUCACCAUGACCUCUGCCACUCUUGUUGCUGU